UUGUCAUCGACAAAAGUAGGCCCUGAACAGAAGGUAUACCGAAUGACCUUAUAUCACAUGAAUUUGAAAGUCUCAUAAUGGCUUGGAAGUAAUAUCCAUGUGGGUAGGUCUUGACCUGAUGUCUCUCUACCAUUGAAUCUCAUCUUCUUGUCUUGUCUAGAUCUUUGAGUAACCCAAGUCUUUCUUCUAUAUAAACGUCAUCAUGUAUAUGGAUUCACAACCAACAAGAGUCUUUCCAUAUUCCGAUUUUCCUAAGAAAUUUCAAGUUUGGCAUUCCUUUCACGGUCUCAUAUUUAUCUUGGAGCAUAUUGCAACAUGGGUUUCCGUUUGCCUAGAAUUGUUCAUGCUAAGAAAAGUCUUCAACGAUCUUCAUCAUCAGGAAAUGGAGCAUCAUCAAAGGCUGUCGAUGUUCCAAAGGGCUACUUUACGGUUUAUGUUGGUGAAGCACAAAAGAAGCGUUUUGUCAUUCCACUAUCUUACUUGAACCAGCCUUCUUUUCAAGAUUUGUUGAGUCAAGCAGAAGAAGAAUUUGGAUAUAAUCAUCCAAUGGGUGGCAUCACAGUUCCUUGCAGUGAAGAUGAUUUCCUUGAUCUCACUCGGAGUUUGAACGACUCAUGAACGAGAGAGAUUAGAAUCUAGAAUUAGGUUGUAUAGAAAAUGAAUUAGAAUCUAGAAACAAUGUAAACUUUUUUGGAAUGAGGGAACUUGAUUCUUUUGAUUAUUGAAACUGUAUGAUAUCAGUGAAUGAAAGUUCAUUCUUCCUUUCCUCUUGCCCUUCACACAUCUUGUAUAUGCAGUAGUUCUAAAAUGAAGAAGUAAUUUCCUGACUUUUCUUCC
Messenger RNA from Cucurbita maxima (winter squash), 837 nucleotides. RefSeq names its product auxin-induced protein X10A-like. The coding region runs from base 316 to 618 and encodes 100 amino acids. The transcript has a single exon. The record is from RefSeq and is a predicted model, not a curated record. Gene Ontology annotation, biological process: response to auxin. Lineage: Eukaryota; Viridiplantae; Streptophyta; Magnoliopsida; Cucurbitales; Cucurbitaceae.